Messenger RNA from Anisakis simplex (herring worm), 408 nucleotides. NCBI's taxonomy places the organism in Eukaryota, Metazoa, Nematoda, Chromadorea, Rhabditida, Anisakidae. The record is from the annotation of a GenBank genome assembly.
CUGAACGGUACUUGUGUGGAACGAGUGAUUCCUGGUAACAGUUGCAUGAUUGAGGAGCAAUGCUUGGACGAAUCGAACUGCAUCAAUAGCGUUUGCCUUUGUCCGUUUGGGACCAGAAAGCUGAACGGUCAUUGCGUUCCGGUGAAAGCGUCACUGCACUGUAAGGCCACUCAACUGGAAAUUGAUGACGAAUGCUUGGACUACUCGAAACCAGGUGGUAGUUGCGUCGUUAAUCAGCAAUGCCUAUCCAUGUCUACAUGUCCCAAAGGAACCUGCGAAUGCUCAUAUGGCUAUACGAACGUGAAGGGUUACUGCUUGAAAUUGGAAAUUGAACGAACAACCGAUUUGUGUAGAUCGAACGAGGUAACUGAAACUCAUUUUUCAGAUCGUCUUAUCACGCUUUCAUAA